Messenger RNA from Lagenorhynchus albirostris (white-beaked dolphin), 5527 nucleotides. It is a transcript of the gene ANKRD6, whose product is annotated as ankyrin repeat domain 6. Bases 284 to 2455 code for a protein of 723 amino acids. Gene Ontology annotation, cellular component: cytoplasm; nucleus. Gene Ontology annotation, molecular function: protein binding. The transcript has 19 exons. The record is from RefSeq and is a predicted model, not a curated record. Lineage: Eukaryota; Metazoa; Chordata; Mammalia; Artiodactyla; Delphinidae.
GCGAGCGGCGGCAGGAGGCGGCGGCGCUGGGCGGCGCCGAGGCCCAGGGCCCGCCGGAGCCAGCGGGAGCCCGUGCCCAUCGUCUCCCCUCGCCCCCCACGCUGUCGCCGGCGUCGGUCCCAGCGGCGCGGAGAGAAAGGUCCCAAAGAUGGCAUAGUGAUGAAGGCCCCUUCCAAUGAUCGGAACGUCUUUACCCGAGGGUGCCUGCCUGGGCCCGUGGCAUCGCGUUGAGCCAAAGGAACUUGUCUACCACUUCCCGGAAAACGUCUUUCUCUCCUAAUUCAUGAGCCAGCAGGAUGCGGUCGCCGCGCUUUCAGAACGCCUGCUCAUAGCUGCAUACAAAGGCCAGGCGGAGAAUGUGGUUCAGCUCAUCAACAAGGGUGCCAAGGUAGCGGUUACCAAGCAUGGCCGGACCCCCUUGCAUCUUGCUGCCAAUAAGGGCCAUCUUUCUGUGGUCCAGAUCUUGCUGAAGGCUGGCUGCGACCUCGAUGUCCAGGACGAUGGGGAUCAGACCGCCUUGCACCGGGCCACGGUGGUGGGGAACACUGAGGUCAUCGCGGCGCUCAUCCAGGAGGGCUGUGCUCUGGACCGACAGGACAAGGACGGGAACACGGCCCUGCACGAAGCGUCCUGGCACGGUUUCAGCCAGUCUGCCAAGCUGCUCGUUAAAGCAGGAGCCAACGUGCUUGCCAAGAACAAGGCGGGGAACACGGCUCUGCACCUGGCCUGCCAGAAUAGCCACGCCCAGAGCACACGCGUCCUCCUGCUGGGCGGCUCCCGCGCCGACCUCAAAAAUAACGCAGGCGACACCUGUUUGCACGUUGCUGCGCGCUAUAAUCACCUGUCCAUCAUUAAGCUCCUCCUCAGUGCUUUCUGUUCUGUCCAUGAAAAGAACCAGGCUGGAGACACAGCACUUCAUAUUGCUGCCGCCCUGAGUCACAAGAAGGUGGUUAAAAUCCUACUGGAAGCCGGAGCAGAUGGGACCAUUGUCAAUAACGCAGGCCGGACUCCACUGGAGACUGCCCGCUACCACAAUAAUCCGGAAGUUGCUCUCCUCCUCACUAAAGCGCCCCAGGUCUUGCGCUUCAGUCGUGGGCGAAGCCUGAGGAAAAAGAGAGAGAGGCUCAAGGAAGAGAGGAGAGCUCAGUCUGUGCCGAGAGAUGAUGUGGCACAAAGCAAGGGAAGUGUCUCAGCAGGAGACACCCAUAGCAGUGAACAGGCUGUACCCAGAAAAGAAGAGUCCAGAGAAGAUUUCCUGUCUGCCUCCCCGGAGCCCAGAGCAAAGGACAACAGGCAGAAAAAGUCAAGGCCCAAGGCGUCAGCGUUUUCUGACCCCACCCCACCAGCAGACCAGCAGCCUGGACAGCAGAAGAGCUCGCACACUCACAGUCACCCUAAAAAGAGGCCCAGGCAUCGCUGUUCACCCCCAGGUGCCCCCCACGAGUUCAGAGCGUACCAGCUCUACACGCUGUACCGGGGCAAGGACGGCAAAGUGAUGCAGGCCCCAAUAAAUGGCUGUCGAUGUGAACCCCUGAUCAACAAGCUGGAGAAUCAGUUGGAGGCAACUGUGGAGGAGAUCAAAGCAGAGCUGGUGUCGGUUCAGGAUAAGAUGAACACGAAGCUGGGGCACAUGGAGAAUAAGACCCAGCACCAAAUGCGGGUUCUGGACAAGCUGAUGGUUGAGCGACUCUCAGCAGAGAGGACGGAGUGCCUGAACCGCCUGCAGCAGCACUCGGACUCAGAGAAGCACGAGGGAGAGAAACGGCAGAUGUCCUUGGUGGAUGAAUUAAAAACUUGGUGCAUGUUAAAGAUUCAGAAUCUGGAGCUGAAGCUUUCUGGAGAUUCUAGGGCCUCCAGGACUAAAUCCACACCAUCCACUUGCGAGUCCUCCACAGGUGUGGAUCAGUCAGUGGUGACCGCAGGUCCAGUAGCAGCCUCCGACAGCCCCCCUCAGGUGGUCAGGCCCAAGGAAAAGGCCCUCAGCUCCACAGCCGCCCACAGACUCCAGCAGGAGCUGUCUUCCUUGGACUGUGCAGGCUCCCGACUGAGGAGUGUCAAGGUCCAGACAGCCUCGUUACCCUUGAAAGAGGCAGCCAAGUGCGAGCCGCAGGCUGGGCCCUGUGUUGACAGAGGCACCCAAACCAAGAAGUCUGGGAAAAGUGGGCAGACGAGGCACCGCGGCCAGCAGCCAGCACCCAGCACCACCUGCGGGCAGCCGCCACCAGCAGCAGGUGGCGAGCAGACUGCCCCUCAUACUCGGGACACCUCCCAAGCGCUGGAGCUCACCCAGUAUUUCUUUGAGGCUGUUUCCACCCAGAUGGAAAAGUGGUAUGAAAGGAAGAUUGAAGAAGCACGAAGCCAAGCCAGUCAGAAAGCCCAGCAAGACAAGGCCACGCUGGAGGAACACAUUAAAAGUUUAGAGGAGGAACUUGCUAAACUAAGGACUAAGUUCUAGAUUCCCAGUGGUGAUCUUUUUGGAAAGUCCUCUUGAGUAUCAGAUGCAACACAUCUGAAGAACAUACCUCAACAACCCUGAGGGUUAAUGCAGAAGGACUUUCCAAGGAAGCUCCAUGGUGUCUCCUGAGGUCAGUACACCUCCAGCCCUAUACCUCACAGUUUUAAAACAGCUUAAUUGACUUACACAAUAUUAUAUAUCAAUUAUAUUUCAAAAAAAUUGGGGAAAAAUGGCUUUAUUCAGAUAUAAUUCACAUACCUGUAAAAUGUACAGUUCAGCAGAUUUUAGUAUAUUCAGAGUUGUGCAUUCAUAUAAAUAGAAUCAUACCAUACAUGAUCUUUUGUGACUGGCCACUUAAUGUUUUCAAGGUUCAUCCAGGUGUAGCAUGUAUCAGUACUCCAUCCCUUUCUGUUUGCUAAAUAAUACUUUAUUGUAUGGGUAUUCCACGUUUUACUUAUCCAUUAAUCAGCUGAUGGGCAUUUGGAUGGUCUACUUUUUGGCUAUUAUGAAUAAUGCUGUUUAACCUUUUGGGCAACUGACAGUCUUUUUUCCAAAGUGGCUGCACAAUUUUAUAGUCCCACCAGCAGUGUUUAAGGGUUCCAGUUUCUCCGCAUCCUCAUCCUCGCCAACAUUUGCAAUUAUCUUCCUUUUUAAUUAUAGCCAUUCUAGUGGAUGUAAAUAGUAUCUCUUGGUGGUUUUGAUUUGCAUUUUCCUAAUGAUUAAUGGUGUUGAACAUCUUUUUAUGUGCUAUCGUACUGGUUUUUGCUUCUUCCAAAAACUGCUGACAUAUCCAAGAACAUUUUCAAAAUAAAAGGUAUGUUUUCAGUGCUAAGACAAUUGCUCUUAUGCCCUUUUCUUGGCUCUCUCUGAUAUGCCAUGCUCCAUGUUCUGAUAUUUUGCUCAAGGGCUCUAUGUACAGAUAGUUUCACUUGGCUUUGGGCUACCCACUGUUGAGCCUAAGCUCAACUAAACACAUGGAGACUUUGAAAACCUUUCAGAAUAAUGCUGUAGUUAAGAUCUGGCUAAAGCAAGUGUUUUUUCUAACUCUUUGAGCUGCAUAUUGCCUUGAGUAAUCAUCAUCCGGAUUGUAUCCUGUAGAAGAAAGUGAAAUCUGGUCACUGUUUUCACUGGUUAAACAAGUCCUUCAGGUAUUUGCGAUCAGAAUCAUUUGGAACUUGCCGAAUUGCCUGCAAAAUCCUUCUGUAGAGGAGGAGAACUUGUUGCCUUCUCACGAACUGUACAGGGGAGGAGAAAUGGCAAUUACAGCUGCACAAUCGUCAGCCCGGCUCCUCACACAAGGCUGGUGGAUAUGAGAGGAGUAGAUGUGAGAGCCAGAGGUCCAAGGACAAGACCCACCAUCGUGGCCAGGUCAGGACACCGACCACCCACGGUGACCCUGGGAUUAACUGUUAGAAGUAUUAUCUGCUCAGAGAACACGUCGUACCAACAGUACUCCUUAAAAGACUGAUAAGGAUAUGAUACCCCAAAACAACCAGAUGCUACAUAAAGUUCUUAAGACAAACAUGUCUUAAGUUGUUUAAAAGCAACUUAUAAUUAUGUUUUGUCAACUUAUUGAAGUAGUAAUUUGUGAAAGUUUUAGUACCUGGAAAAUCGUGUCCACAAGGAACUGAUGGGCUGUAUGAAUAGUCGAAUCUCGGCUUCUCUCUGGUUUCUCAUUCUCUGUCUCCCUGUGGGAUGUGUCUGUCCUGGGGUCUUGGUCUUCCUCUGUGUUAACAGUUUGGGUCUCCAUCUCCAUCUCUUCAAAGCCUGUUCUCACACCAUAAUGUCAACAUGAAGACUCAACCUUCACAGUCACGUGUCAAUCCUAACAAUUACUCAGACUUCACUCAUUCACUCCCCAGCACAUUAACACCUCGGCUCCACGUGUCCUUUCUCUCUGACACAGUCUGCCAAUUCUCACUCCCUUAACUUCCCCCUCUUCCCACCCUGAUAUGGAAGGCGGCUGUUCCGGGAGGCAGAAGUAGGGGGAGACUGUUUUACCCUGACAAGCCUCACAGAACCGUGUGAUCCAUUAAACUAUGUUCAUGCAAAUAAAUAAAUAAACUAUGUGCAUGCAGAACUUUGACAGAACCAAAAACUAAAAUAACAUCAUAGCUCCAUUUUAUAGAUGAGGAAGCUGAGACAAAGAAGACAAAUUUGCCUCAACCUAUAAAGUAAGAGAAAGUCUGGAUUUGAAUCUAGAAAGGUCUAAACACAGACCUAUGCCUUUCCCACUGUCCUGUAACAGCCAGGCAGUCAGCAGUUCUAACGCCCCUGAGAAGACGGAAGCAGAAGGAAAAGUUUUUGAAUUUAGCAAGUUCUUUUGAAUUUCCACUUAUACCACUGCUGAUAAAGCUAUUUUUUCAUGUGUUGAAUUUAAAAAACAAAACAGCCUUGUAAUAGCACUUGGUCAGCUAUGAAAUGGAACUGUAUGUAAGAAGUUUUGUUACCUUCUCACAUGCACUUCCCCUAUUCUAUUUCUUUAAACAUUUCUUUAAAUAAAAUGUUUAAAUAUAGUAUAUUUUCAUAUAAUUAAAAAUACUGUUUCUCUAAUAAUCAAGAAUAUAUCUUCUGGGGGACUUCCUUGGUGGCACAGUGGAUAAGACUCUGCGUUCCUAAUGCAGGGGGCCCAGGUUCGAUCCCUGGUCAAGGAACUCGAUCCCAGAUGUGUGCCACAACUAAGGAGGCAGUGAGCCGCAACUAAGACCCAGUGCAACCAAAUAAGAAAGAAAAAAAAAAGAAUAUAUCUUCUGGUCAUACUGGAGCAUGUGUACUAUUCUGUUUUCUUCUACAUAUUUAAAAAAGACUGCUGGGUUGGGCUUUGCUGGUGGGGCAGUGGUUAAGAAUCGGCCUGCCAAUGCAGGGGACACGGGUUCAAGCCCUGGUCUGGGAAGACCCCACAUGCCGCGGAGCAACUAAGCCCAUGCGCCACAACUACUGAGCCUGCGCGCUAGAGCCCAUGCUCUGCAACAAGAGAAGCCACUGCAGUGAGAAGCCCGCACACCACAACGGAAGAGUAGCCCCUGCUCGCUGCAACUAGAGGAAGCCCGUGCACAGCAACGAAGACCCAAC